Candida dubliniensis CD36 is the source of this 219-nucleotide messenger RNA. Its product is annotated as DNA-directed RNA polymerase core subunit. Gene Ontology annotation, biological process: transcription by RNA polymerase II; tRNA transcription by RNA polymerase III; transcription by RNA polymerase I. The coding region runs from base 1 to 219 and encodes 72 amino acids. The record is from RefSeq and is a predicted model, not a curated record. Gene Ontology annotation, cellular component: RNA polymerase III complex; RNA polymerase I complex; RNA polymerase II, core complex. The transcript has a single exon. Gene Ontology annotation, molecular function: zinc ion binding; DNA-directed RNA polymerase activity; DNA binding. NCBI's taxonomy places the organism in Eukaryota, Fungi, Ascomycota, Pichiomycetes, Serinales, Debaryomycetaceae.
AUGAUUAUCCCAAUACGUUGUUUCUCAUGUGGUAAAGUGGUAGGUGAUAAGUGGCAAACUUAUUUGGAUUAUUUACAAGAUGAAACCCUCAGUGAAGGUGAUGCUUUGGACAAAUUGAAAUUAAAAAGAUAUUGCUGUAGAAGAAUGGUGUUGACACAUGUUGAUUUAAUUGAAAAGUUUUUGAGAUAUAAUCCAUUAGAGAAGAAGGAUAUUAAUUAA